Molecule: messenger RNA, 402 nt
Organism: Humulus lupulus (European hop)
Lineage: Eukaryota; Viridiplantae; Streptophyta; Magnoliopsida; Rosales; Cannabaceae
Exons: 1
Coding region: 1-402 (133 amino acids)
Source: RefSeq, a predicted model, not a curated record
AUGGUCACUAGAAAGAAACUAGCUAAUGAGAUUGCUAAUGCUUGUUAUCUUUCUUUAGUGGAGCCAAAAUCAGUUAAGGACGCCCUUAAAGCCGAGCACUGGAUAUCUGCCAUGCAAGAUGAGCUUCAACAGUUUGAGAGGAAUGAAGUGUGGAUUCUUGUUCCUCGUCCUUUGGGUGCCAACAUCAUUGGUACUAAGCGGAUAUUCAGAAAUAAGAAUGAUGACGUGGGAAAUGUGGUGAGCAACAAGGCAAGAUUAGUUGCUCAAGGGUAUACACAGAUUAAGGGAGUGGAUUUUGAGGAAACCUUUGCUCCGGUGGCUAGAUUGGAAUCCAUAAAAAUUUUGUUGGUUGUAGCGUGCAACAUGAAGUUCAAGUUGUAUAAAAUUGAUGUCAAGAUGUAA